CCGCAGCCCGGAUUGAAGUUUGAAGUUUCGCUCAACCAACCUCACCCGUCGACAACCACCGAGUUCCCUUUCACCACCGUCAAAAUGUCGAGCCGUCCUACAGUUGGGAUCUUGGGCGCUGAUGGCGCCAGCAGCGGAGAGACUCUCCCUCUCCCAGCUGUCUUCAGCUCCCCAAUCCGCCCCGACAUUGUCCAAACCGUCCAUACUGGAAUGGCCAAGAACAAGAGACAACCAUAUGCCGUGAGUGAGAAGGCAGGUGAACAGACUUCAGCCGAGUCCUGGGGCACAGGUCGUGCUGUCGCUCGUAUUCCCCGUGUCUCUGGUGGUGGUACACACAGAGCCGGUCAAGCCGCGUUCGGUAACCAGUGUCGAUCUGGUCGCAUGUUCGCACCCACCAAAGUCUGGAGAAAAUGGCAUCAGAAGAUCAACUUGGGCCAGAAGCGCUUCGCGACUGCCUCAGCCAUUGCUGCCAGCUCCGUCCCCGCGCUCCUCCUCGCCCGAGGCCACCGUAUCUCCACCGUCCCUGAAGUUCCUCUCGUCGUUUCCAGCAAGGCCGUCGAAGGUGCCGCUCUCGUCAAGACCUCUGCUGCCGUCGCUCUUCUGAAGGCGGUCGGCGCUGGCCCGGAUAUCGUCAAGGUCCAGAAGUCCCGCAAACUGCGCGCUGGCAAGGGUAAGAUGCGAAACCGCCGCCACCGCAUGCGCCGAGGCCCUCUGGUUGUCUACAACCCCGAGACCGACGGCAAGGAGCUCGUCCGUGCUUUCCGCAACAUUCCAGGUGUCGAGACCUCUUCUGUCUUCGCCUUGAACCUCCUUCAGCUCGCUCCAGGUGGCCACCUGGGCCGCUUCAUCAUCUGGACCUCGUCUGCUUUCGGAGCCCUGGACACCAUCUAUGGUUCCACCACUGAAGCCUCGGCUUUGAAGAAGGACUUCCUCCUGCCCUCCAACCUCGUCAGCAACGCCGACAUCACCCGCCUGAUCAACAGCUCUGAAGUGCAGUCCGUGCUCAAGGAACCCAAGGGCUACGCUACCACCAAGCGCUCAUCCGUCCAGAAGAAGAACCCUCUCCGCAACAGACAGGUUCUGCUCCGUCUCAACCCUUACGCUGCACAGUACUCGAAGGAGAAGAUUGGCCAGAAGGGUUUGGGUGAUCAGGGCAAGCCUGAGCGAAUCAACGAGAAGGCUUUGGAAGUCUUGCACGAGAACUAGAUUACGUUGGCUUGGAUUGUCCCUUUGACAAGAACCGCUGGUGGUGUCUCGAAUGGCCACAUCAGCUAAGGCGUUUGUUUUACCGUUUCACUAGCAAAUCCUGCAAUGCAGAUUCGUAGCCAUGAAUCAAGAAUCAAGAUCUCUACGCU
This is a messenger RNA of Exophiala xenobiotica, 1355 nucleotides long. RefSeq lists its product as uncharacterized. The record is from RefSeq and is a predicted model, not a curated record. Gene Ontology annotation, biological process: translation. Gene Ontology annotation, molecular function: structural constituent of ribosome; RNA binding. Lineage: Eukaryota; Fungi; Ascomycota; Eurotiomycetes; Chaetothyriales; Herpotrichiellaceae. The transcript is spliced from 4 exons. Gene Ontology annotation, cellular component: ribosome; cytosolic large ribosomal subunit. The coding region runs from base 85 to 1206 and encodes 373 amino acids.